This is a messenger RNA of Acaulospora morrowiae, 940 nucleotides long. The record is from the annotation of a GenBank genome assembly. NCBI's taxonomy places the organism in Eukaryota, Fungi, Glomeromycota, Glomeromycetes, Diversisporales, Acaulosporaceae.
UAAUCACUCCGGCUGGGUUGAUAGCUUCUUCUUUUUCAAUGCUGCUAUGGAGCUCGAGCGGAUUUAUGGUCGAGAUGGUCAUCAAUCAAUGCUACCAUUGACAAACGAAGAGAACACCACCACCCAAUUUCUAAAAGUCGACCUGCGAAUAUGCCAAUUUUCAAAAUCAAGAAACCAUUUUCCUGCCAGUACUUUGAUUCGGUCGAGAGAACCGAACGACAUGGUUUUCUUGUUCCGAUUCAAUCAAAAUGCAGUGUCCCUUUGUCUGAAUUCGAUGCGAGACGAGAUUGUGAUACCGUUUGACCAACUCGUAAGCUUCAAGGUGUCUUCUUCCUUGCAAAUUUGCAUGAAGCUUAAACAAGAUUUCAACAGAGUGUAUCUUCGACGUGAAAGGUUGGCAACCCAAUCGGCGAUUUUGAAGGUGGAAAAAGAUCCCACCGGAGGUCUUUUAGAUGGAACACUUUCAAUCCUGCUUACACAUAACGUUGGCGUUUGUCCUCAGGUGUUAUACAUGAUUGAAGCGGGAAUAAACAAACUGUGGUUUGAUCGAUUUGGAGUUGUCAACGAAAUGAAAGUUAGUUCUAAUUGUCCAUCGUUAAAUAUUUGUUGUUAUUUAUCAAAUCAAGCGAAAGAAUUUUCGUUCCCCAAAAAUGAAAAUCUAUUCCACUUCAUCGUCUAUCUUAAGGGAUAUCUCAAGUAUCCGUUAAAGAAACUGAAGUAUAAAACAAAGAAGGGAGAAAUAGUACCCCUGAGAAACGAAAGUGAUUGGGAAUCAGCAAAAUCUGUUACUGAUACAGAUAAUCAUGGGCCUAUGUCAUGUCACACCAAUGUUAAUUACAAGCGUUUAACAAAAAGUUUUUCUGUUCGCAUCACUCUCUCAUUGAUGGUUGAAAAUUCGCAAGUGCAUGCUGUUGCAAAGUAUGGACCUAAUUCAUACUAA